Molecule: messenger RNA, 1350 nt
Organism: Carassius carassius (crucian carp)
Lineage: Eukaryota; Metazoa; Chordata; Actinopteri; Cypriniformes; Cyprinidae
Product: zinc finger protein 501-like
Exons: 2
Coding region: 1-1350 (449 amino acids)
Biological process (GO): regulation of transcription by RNA polymerase II
Cellular component (GO): PcG protein complex; transcription regulator complex
Molecular function (GO): RNA polymerase II cis-regulatory region sequence-specific DNA binding; DNA-binding transcription factor activity, RNA polymerase II-specific
Source: RefSeq, a predicted model, not a curated record
AUGGUCAAGACAACAGUGGGCAAAACAAUUGUUUACUGUCGCAUCACUGUUCUUUUUUCCAUAUUUCUGUGUUUUAUUUCAGAGUUGUUUGAAGAAAAUGAGGAGAAUGGAGAGUUCAGUGAAGUUGAGGAGAACAUUCAUGGCAAAACUGAAGAAAAACCUUUGAGUUGCUCUCAAAACAAACAGAAAGAUUUAAGGCAAAGAAGAGCCAAAAUAUAUUUCACCUGCACUCAGUGUGGAAAGAGUUUGACAAGCAAACAUAGUCUUGACAUUCACAUGAGAGUUCAUACUGGAGUAAAACCUUACACAUGUGAUCAAUGUGGAAGAAGUUUCACACAAAAAUCAAGCCUUAAGUUACACAUGAACAUCCACACUAGAGAGAAACUGCACACAUGUGAUCAAUGCGACAAAGCAUUUUUGAGAGCUUCAGACCUGAAGGAUCACCUGACGGUUCAUACAAAGGAGAAGCCACAUUCAUGUCAUUUGUGUGGAAAGAGUUUUUCAUUACUAAAAAAAUUCAAAGUACAUCAGAAAAUACACACUGGUGUUAGAGAGUACAUGUGUUUUGAAUGUGACAAGACUUUUACUUCAGCAAGCUGUUUAAAACAGCAUGAGAGGAUUCACACUGGAGAAAAACCUCAAAAGUGUUCAUACUGUGACAAGAGAUUCAGUGGAUCAACACAUUUGAAAACACAUGAGAUGAUCCACACUGGAGAAAAACCUUACACAUGUGAUCAAUGUGGGAAGAAUUUCAGACUAAAAGAACAUCUUACGAAACAUAUGAGAGUUCACACUGGAGAGAAACCAUUCACUUGUGUUCAGUGUGGAACAAGUUUCACACAAUCAUCAGGCCUUAAGAAACACAUGAACAUCCACACUAGAGAGAAACUGUACACAUGUGAUCAAUGCGGCACAACAUUUUUGAGAGCUUCAUGCCUGAAGGAUCACCAGAGAGUUCAUACAAAGGAGAAACCACAUUCAUGUUCUGUGUGUGGAAAGAGUUUUUCAUGUCUACAAAUUUUGAAAAGACAUCAGAAAAUGCAUACUGGUGUGAGAGAGUACAUGUGCUUUGAGUGUGACAAGACUUUUACUUCAGCAGACUGUUUAAAACGGCACCAGACGAUCCACACUGGAGAGAAACCUCACAAGUGUUCAUACUGUGACAAGAGAUUCAGUCGAUCAACACGUUUGAAAACACAUGAGAUGAUCCACACUGGAGAGAAACCUUACAUGUGUUUACAAUGUGGGAAGAGAUUCAGUGUGUCAACACAUCUGAAAACACAUGAGCGGAUCCACACUGGAGAGAAACCUUACAAGUUGUUCAGAGACUCAGUCGGUCAACACAUCUGA